GGAAGGCUUGUUUUUCAUUAUUGGAUUCCCAUCCUUGUUAUGAUGCGAUAUCUGACUUGCCACAAAACAUUUUGUUGUAGUUGUUGUUGUGGGUUUGUUGAUGGGUGUGAUGUGUAUGUAGCACAAGAAGGGGUUUUCCUUCAGCCUUUCUGAAAUAUUUGCAUUUAGUGAGGGUCAAAAGGUGGCUGAUAGCUAUUGAAAGCACAUGUGAAUAUUUCUGGGAAGCUUCAGAAUGCCAUGCCCCUUUGUACAUUUCAGCCUUUUCCUCGCAAAGAAAAGCUAUUUGUCUGAAACAUGUCUGGAAUACCUUUUGCAGAGACUUCUAGGCAAUUAGUCAUAGACAAUGCUUGUUUCGUCUUAAACUGCCUGACAAAAAGGAAAAGAGAAGAGGCCAUUUCUUUAACUGAUCAUAGGGGAACAAAUCUGCAGUAGUUCUUCCACCAUGAAAGCACUACUGUGAGGUGUAACAGGACGCACUGAUGAAGAUGAGUGUAGAGCGUGAUCUAAAUGGCAUUAUGCCGUGCAUUAGCCCAUUUCUCACGAAACACUGAGUGUGCAGACUUUAUUCAUUUUGAAGUAUCAUCAGAACGGGCUGGCAGCUGCUGCUGCUGUUUGCUGUGUCAGGAUGCGGAGAUAUGACCCCUCCGCAUCAGUGUUCUCUCACAGCGGGAGGUCUUGCACGGGUCCGACUCGCUUGCACACGCAUCUCGCAUUCAAAAUGACCCUGACCCAAUACACAUAUGCACACAGGCGCACGUGCACACACACACACACACACACACAACCCAGUCAGUUGUCAGUGUGUGUGGAUCUGGGCUGGUGGCUAACGGUUGUUGCAUUGAGUGCGCUGCAUCGUUGCUCAGCCUGUGGCUUAGAUGCCAGGCAGAGAUAAAACUGACACUGCGUGUGGGCUGAGGUGCAGCACAGCACAGCACAGAACAGCAGGCAGAACAACAGCUGAACGAACAUAGAGAAUCAUUCAUCUUCAUCACUGGAGUUUAGAGAGGCAGAUCAAGAGAAGCAGACACAGACAGACAGACCGAUAGACACACCGACAGGCGAACAGACAGACACUCAGACAAAGAGAGAGAGAGAGAGCAGCGGUUCUAUGAUCCUGAGUAGAGGUAGGAGAGUGGCGAAAUAAGAAACGCAGUAUGCAUCUUGUGGUGGAGUCUCCGAAUGAAGCUAUGCUGAAGGUGCUGCCCUACUUUGGCCACUCUCAGACUGAGAUCUGCAGACUCCUCAGUGAGAGCUUCUUUAUGGUCAAAGGGGCAGCUCUGUUUCUCCAGCAGGGCGGCAAUAGUAACACACAAGAUCCCAGGACCCCAACUCACCACAAACACGCAGGUGAUUUACCCCAACACCUGCAGGUAAUGAUCAACACUCUUCGCUCUGAGGACCGCAUUACGCUGGCUGUCAGAUUGGAGAGUGUCUGGUCUGAUCGUGUGCGAUACAUGGUCGUUGUUUACACAAAUGGGAGACAAGAUACGGAAGAAAACAUCCUUUUGGGCAUGGAUUUCACAAACAAGGACAGCAAAAGUUGUUCCAUUGGGAUGGUUUUGCCUUUGUGGAGUGACACCAGUAUACACUUGGACGGUGAUGGAGGCUUCAGUGUGAACACAGCUGGACACUCACACGUAUUCAAGCCGGUGUCAGUCCAGGCCAUGUGGUCCGCCCUGCAGGUCCUACACAAAGCCUGCGAGGUGUCGCGCAGGUACAACUACUUCCCAGGCGGGAUGGCGCUCACCUGGACGGGUUACUACGAGAGCUGCAUCUCCUCGGAGCAGAGCUGCAUCAAUGAAUGGAACGCCAUGACCGACCUGGAGACCUCUCGGCCUGACUCACCCACUAUGUUCACUGACCGGCCGACAGAGAGAGAGCGAACAGAAUGUCUUAUCAAGUCCAAACUACGCAGUGUCAUGAUGUUCCAGGAUCUGGAGAAUGUCACCUCAAAGGAGAUUCGCACCGAGCUCGAACAACAUAUGAGCUGCAACCUCAAGGAGUACAAGGAGUUCAUCGACAACGAGAUGUUGCUCAUCCUCGGCCAGAUGGACAAAGCCACGCUCAUAUUUGACCACCUCUACUUGGGCUCGGAGUGGAAUGCCUCUAAUCUUGAAGAGCUGCGAGACUUGGGGGUGGGUUACAUCCUUAAUGUCACCAGGGAGAUUGACAACUUCUUCCCAGGCACAUUUGCAUAUCAUAAUAUACGAGUUUACGACGAGGAGGCCACUGAUUUGCUGGCUCAUUGGAAUGACACCUACAACUUCAUCGUCAGAGCCAAGAAAAAUCAGUCCAAGUGUCUGGUACACUGUAAGAUGGGUGUGAGUCGAUCAGCCUCCACAGUGAUCGCUUACGCCAUGAAGGAGUAUGGCUGGUCCCUUGAGAAGGCCUUAAACUUGGUGAAACAGAAGAGGACCAUCGCAUGCCCCAACUCUGGCUUCAUGAGGCAACUGGCUGAGUACGAGGGCAUCCUGGACGCCAGCAAACAAAGGCACAAUAAGCUGUGGCAUCCUGAGGGAGGGGGCGAUGAGAUGCCUGAGGGGGCCCAGGUGUGCUGUGGCCCUGAGGGGGAGCGUGGGGAAGGGGAGGAGGGCGAGCCGGCGUGGAUGCGGGAAGGAGGCGCAUCUGCGUCUCCUCACUGCUGCGGAGGUGUAGUGGAGAUGGCGCCCCUGGACCAGCUGAACUACAACUACUACUUCCGCCGCCUGUCGGACACAGCACUGGACAGCGAGCCCUCAACACCAGUGCGUGGCCCUCCGCUGCUGGGCCUCGAGCGCGUCUUCAUCGAGAUCGAGGACGUGGAGCGCGACGCGCUGCUGGACGACGACGGCUUCCCCACGCCGACGCUGGGCCCGCCGCUCGGAGAGGGGACGGCGGCGCAGACCUGCAGCAGGCUGGAGCCCCUGGAAGACAUGCGUCUGCGGCUGGAGUUCAGUACGGUGGAGGAAGAGGACGAGGAGGAGGCACAGAAGGAGGAGGCCGAGAUGGCGGCGCUCGCCAGCGGAGCGGCCGGGGGAGCGGGGGCAGAGGGUGGCCAGGACGGGGGCGCUGUGUCCCGGUCGUCAUCCGGGUCCUCGCUGGCCAACCUGAACCGCUUCAACAACGAGAAUGCCAACAACAGUAAUCGUCUCGCCAACAAACGCAGCUGCCCGCCUACCUUUGACGACAGUGCUAGCAUCAGAAACCCUUACAAGGUGAAGCCCUCUUACCAGUCGUGCCGGGACUGCCUGCGUCUGCCAUCGAGUCGGCGCUGCGAGCGCUCGGCCGGAGGGCGCACCCACCGCCUUAAUCCCCCACGCCACUCCACGCUUCCCACCAUCUCCAUAGAGCCCCCGCGAGGGGCAGGUAUCCCCUUCGUCCCCACGCGCCCCUCCUCCUCCUCCUCCCACAUGCUCCAGAUUCCAGCGGCUAGCACCCGCCCCCCUCCCGCCCAGCCCCCCUGCAGCCACCUCUGCCGCUGUGGCCGAUGCCCCCGCUGUGCCAACCGUGUCCUCCCCGGACCGGCCCCUCCCCCAAUGGCAAGCCUGGAGGCUUACCGUCAGCAGCUGGUGUCCCCCAUGAAUUGUGAGGAGCUCCAGCGGGAUCUGCAGUGCCCACUGGAGACAGAGGACCUGGAGGAGCUGCAAGAGGAAGAAGAAGAAGCAGAAAAGGAUGAGGAAGAGAAGCGAAGAGGAAGGCAAGGGGCAGUUAGCACAGGGGUCAUUAGCGAGCUCACACUGCUCCAGCUGAGUCUGGAUGGUGGAGAGAGGCCUGUCACAGAGCUGCACCAGGAGCCCUUGUCUAUGAAGCCAGUUGUGGAGCUACCACAGGAGCCCCUGUCUGUGACACCUGUUGUGGAGCUACACCAGGACGCUCUCCCAUUGAGGCCAGAAGCAGAGCUGCAUCAGAAAGACUUGUUAGGACACACGCUGACCACUGGCCUGGUGCGGCAGCGUCUGGAGCAACUCUCCAGCCUGCCCCUAGAGGACACCCUCCCCAAAGGAUCCCAGCCAGAGCUGAUGGACCUAGGCAGGGCUGGGGAGGAGAAGGCGCCCCAUGGCCCCAUGGAGGACAUGGAAAUAGAGAGCGGCAGUGGCAUUAGUGGCGUUCAAGCUUUGGAGACUCCUGUUCUUUCGCCAGGCAGGGCUCUCCUUCCCUCUUCCCCGCUCGGGUGCUCCCUGACCCGCAGCUCCAGCAGUGACAGCCUGGCCAGCCUGGCCAGUGUCCGGGGGGGGGAGCCGGGUCUGGUACGGCAGCGGGCACAGGAAAUUGAGACACGCAUGCGGCUAGCAGGGCUCACCAUCCCCUCCCCCCUCAAACGCUCCAACUCCUUGGCCAAGCUGGGCGACCUCACCCUCUCCACCCAGGACCUCUCACCCUCCCAACUUUCCGACUCCAGCGCAGGAGAACAAAUGCCCCUGUAUCCCGCCCUCCCCUCCAUUCUGGCCAAAUCCCAGUCUGGGGUACCUCAAAGCUAACUCUCUCUCUUCCUCAUUUUGAAACAGUAGGUCCCAGUUACUGUUUGAAAACAUUCAACAACACAAUCAUAAACUAGAUCAAGAUAACCUCUCUGGGCUUCAGUCGUCUUUAACUGAGCAGACUGACCCCCGACUUCUGACACUAUACUGGUAUAUAAUGUUGCCCUUUGGCCAUAUUGGUGCCCCAUAUUAUGACCCUUACACAACACAGAGCCUGGCCACCUGCUUCCACGUCUCACAACACACCAAGACAAUCCAGCUGUCAGCCUUCAAUUACCUUUACACUUCACCACAGGGAUGAGUGUGGCACUAGCGUACACCAUGGAAACUGACUGGCUUUCGGUGACUCCUGACACCUAAUGCGGUCAGGGGCUGAGGACUCUAGCAAACGAUUGAUUGACACUUGAUUGAUCACUCUUCAACUAGUCCCACAGAGAAGCACUAAGCUCUGCGUGUGUUUGUCUUUUCUAAUUCUUCUCUUUUUUUUUUAGGUCUGUGGUACCAUUUGCGUGCAUCACAGUCGAACGCCAUUGGCCAGAGCAAUGCUUACCAUGCGGUCAAGCAUCGGGAGGAAGUGCAGCGCGUCAUGUAAUUCUCCCUGUACUUCCUCCUUAGUUCAUGCGUCAGACCGCACAACAAGCCGGGGCUUCCAACAGUGUUUCCUCAGAGCCCGCAAAAACCCUUAAUGUAAUUUACCUGAGGCCGUUUACGGCACAAAAUACUGCCUGUGUUGUGCAAAAGCCACACAUUUAAAAAGAACAAGAGGAUCAAGGCAUGUGAGUGACCCAAGCAAGGAAACUUUAGUGGCAAAGGACUGAAGCUAGAGAACAAAUGAAAUGUUUCUGUUUUAAAGUAUGAAUGUCCAUCUUGCCAUAUACUCGCGCUUUGACCUUAGUCGUGAAAAAAUUGCAGACAGUGCAACAUUGGUCUUGGCUGAAAAUGUUGAGUUCUGAGAAGUUUCCAAAAGCACAGAUUUAAGUUUAUCCCUUUUUACUCCAGAUUUUUUCUGCUUUGUAUUUAUUUUUGUGUUUAUUUAUUAGAUAAACAGAUUGUAUUAUUUAAUAUAUGUAUCAGAACACCUGUAUGCAACUUAACCCUGUUUACGUAUGGUACCUAGUCGUACGCUCGUAGUUUGUUUAAAGAAGCCUAGGAGGGUGAUGCCACUGGUACUGUGAAUGCAGAGGUGAAAUGGGAAAGCCAUGGAAAACUAAAGACUGAACGGUGUUGUGAUUGUGUGUGUGUGAGAGAGAGAGAGAGUGUGUGUGAGAGUGUUUGCGUGCGUAUGAG
Messenger RNA from Clupea harengus (Atlantic herring), 5744 nucleotides. RefSeq names its product slingshot protein phosphatase 1b (gene ssh1b). Lineage: Eukaryota; Metazoa; Chordata; Actinopteri; Clupeiformes; Clupeidae. Gene Ontology annotation, biological process: protein dephosphorylation; negative regulation of actin filament polymerization. The record is from RefSeq and is a predicted model, not a curated record. Gene Ontology annotation, molecular function: phosphatase activity; actin binding.